AUUACGGACUGCUUCUGAGGCCAAAAGCCUCGUGGAGCUCCAUCACCUAUCUGGGCAUUCCAUGACCUAGUUAAUCCUUCCCUUUACUCCCCUUGAUCUUCAAUAUCUUGUGACUCCUUUCCUCCUCCUUCCUUAAUAUCCCACCAAAUUCUACCUGAGUCCGUACCGUCCUUCUGACGUUCAGUGCGAACUCAAGAGGUCGUCAUGGCGCGUGUAUAUGCGGAUGUGAAUCAACACAUGCCCAAGUCAUAUUGGGAUUACGAUAGUGUCAAUAUAUCCUGGGGAGUGUUGGAGAAUUAUGAAGUUGUUCGCAAAAUUGGGCGCGGGAAGUACUCAGAAGUGUUCGAGGGAAUAAACGUCGUAAACUACCAAAAAUGCGUCAUUAAGGUGCUAAAGCCAGUCAAAAAGAAGAAGAUCAAGCGGGAGAUCAAAAUCCUGCAGAAUCUAGCUGGAGGCCCCAACGUUGUCGCUUUAUUGGAUGUUGUCCGCGAUAGCCAAAGCAAAACCCCUAGCUUGGUUUUCGAGUAUGUCAAUAAUACCGACUUUCGAACGCUAUAUCCUCGUUUCGUCGAUUAUGACGUGCGGUAUUACAUCUUCGAAUUGUUGAAAGCUUUGGAUUUUUGCCAUAGCAAAGGCAUCAUGCACCGAGAUGUUAAGCCGCACAACGUUAUGAUAGAUCAUGAGCGGAGAAAGCUUCGGUUGAUCGACUGGGGCCUUGCUGAGUUCUACCAUCAAGGUACUGAGUACAACGUUCGCGUAGCGUCCAGGUACUUCAAGGGUCCAGAGCUGCUAGUUGACUUCCAGGAAUAUGACUAUUCCCUUGAUAUGUGGUCACUUGGUGCCAUGUUCGCAUCAAUGAUUUUCAGGAAAGAGCCCUUUUUCCAUGGGAGUAGCAAUGCAGACCAGCUUGUAAAGAUCGCCAAAGUCCUGGGAACUGAUGGGCUUUUUGAAUACUUGGACAAAUACGACAUAGAAUUGGAUCCUCAGUACGAUGAAAUCCUUUCACGCUACCCGAGAAAGCCUUGGCAAUCCUUUGUGAAUCAAGAAAACCAAAGAUUCGUCAGUAAUGAAGCUAUCGAUUUCCUCGACAAAUUAUUAAGAUAUGAUCAUGCGGACCGGCUUACAGCCCAAGAGGCUAUGUCUCACCCCUACUUUGCGCCUGUGCGUGCAGCUGCGGCCCAACUCACCCAGAAUUCAAGCACUCCAUUGCAUUCUUGAAUUCAGUUACUACCCUUUCCUCUCAUUAAGUUCUGAGUGGUCCGUCCAUUCAAACCUUGCAGUGGGGCUGCUCUCUUAGCAAUGGAUUUGACACAUUCCCCCAUUUUGGAAUUGGAAUCACUGUUCAGCUUGGUUCACUGUCAUCAGAGAUGAUGUCCGAGCGCUCUUCGGUUGUUUGUGGAUACUGCCAAUAGGUCCAUGCCUAGAUGCAUACAAAGCUCCGCAACAUAGUAGGUAUUUAAAUAAUUGACAGUGUCAGAAAGAGCCUUUGCGGCCUGGCGUACUUGCCAUGCGCUACAGCUUUAUUAAAGCAAUUGUCACCUUGAGUGU
Molecule: messenger RNA, 1548 nt
Organism: Coccidioides immitis RS
Lineage: Eukaryota; Fungi; Ascomycota; Eurotiomycetes; Onygenales; Onygenaceae
Product: CMGC/CK2 protein kinase
Exons: 4
Coding region: 205-1218 (337 amino acids)
Biological process (GO): protein phosphorylation; DNA damage response; regulation of transcription by RNA polymerase I
Cellular component (GO): protein kinase CK2 complex; nucleus; cytosol
Molecular function (GO): protein serine/threonine kinase activity; ATP binding
Source: RefSeq, a predicted model, not a curated record